CGCGAGAGCGUGUUCGUCAGUGCCAAGUUGCGCCCCGACGAGCACGCUAACGUUGAAGGCGCGCUCGCGACGAUUCUCGCCGCGUUGGGAACGGAUUAUUUGGAUUUGUUCUCCAUCGAGUGGCCGGUGCAGCACAAGGCUGGAACCACCGAAGUGGACUCCGAAGGAAGUUUGGAAGCGACGUGGACCGCGAUGGAGAAUUGCGUGGCGGCUGGCAAAGUGAAAGCGCUCGGCGUCGCCAACUUUUCGGUGCCCGCGGUGGAGCGUUUGAUGAAGCACUGUACCGUAAAACCUGCGGUCAAUGAGGUCGAGUUACACCCACUUUUGGCGCAGCGCAAGCUUGUCGGCGUCUGUCGACGAUAUGGUCUCACGGUCGUCGCCCAUACUUCGCUCGCAAACGGUGACGAGCAACUCACCAAGCACGCCAAGCUCGUCGAAGCGUGCGCCGACGCCAAGAACCCUCAGAGCGCCGAAGCUCUGCUCACGCGUUGGUCCAUUCAGCGCGGUGUGCCGUGCAUCAUUAAUGCCACUUCACCGGUCGCACUCGCGGAAUGUUUGAAGGCUCGCACGUUCAGAUUAACGAACAAGCAAAAAGUACUUCUCGACGACAUCGAACCGAGCCCGAAACUCGGUGGCGUUCGAUUCCACCAC
This is a messenger RNA of Ostreococcus lucimarinus CCE9901, 651 nucleotides long. RefSeq lists its product with no specific name. Gene Ontology annotation, molecular function: aldose reductase (NADPH) activity. The record is from RefSeq and is a predicted model, not a curated record. The transcript has a single exon. The annotation marks the transcript as partial. Lineage: Eukaryota; Viridiplantae; Chlorophyta; Mamiellophyceae; Mamiellales; Bathycoccaceae. Gene Ontology annotation, cellular component: cytosol.